Molecule: messenger RNA, 2246 nt
Organism: Punica granatum (pomegranate)
Lineage: Eukaryota; Viridiplantae; Streptophyta; Magnoliopsida; Myrtales; Lythraceae
Source: RefSeq, a predicted model, not a curated record
AAACCUAACAAGGAAGGCAGCUGAGAGAGAGGGCUUUGAGUUUCAAAGCAGCAGUCAGUUAGUCACCUUCUUCCUCUCCUCUCCUCUCCCCUGCUUUCCCCUUCCUCUGUAAACCCUUCUCCUCUUCCAUGGCAGCCGCAGUAGCCGCCUCCCCUACUGCCGUCGCCGCCAACACCAGCGUCUCCUCCAACCUCUCCAAGAAGCCCACCUCCAGCUCCCUCCCCCUCCACCCUUCCAAACCCCUCGCAAAACCCCUCUCCCUCACUGCCCACAAGCUCGCCGUCAGGAACUCCAUCGCCGCUUCCUCUAGGGACCCGAACUUUGAGCCUCUCCCCUCCGAAGACAACCCCAUCAAGAAUCCCCUCGCCGCGGCCUUUAAAAAUCCAAACUUUGAGCCCCUCAAGGGGAAAAGCCCCGCCUCCGACGGUACUUCUGACGUCGAUUUCUCCCUUGACAAGCCCCGGGAAGAGUGCGGGGUGGUUGGCAUCUACGGCGACACCGAGGCCUCCCGCCUUUGCUACUUGGCCCUCCAUGCACUCCAGCACCGGGGCCAGGAAGGGGCGGGGAUCGUGGCGGUCCAUGACAACGUCCUCCAGUCAAUCACCGGUGUCGGCCUUGUAGCUGACGUUUUCAAUCAGUCCAAAUUGGACCAGCUCCCCGGGAGCUCUGCCAUCGGUCACGUCCGCUACUCCACUGCAGGGGCCUCCAUGCUUAAGAACGUCCAGCCCUUCGUGGCGGGCUACCGGUUUGGGUCCGUGGGAGUGGCCCACAAUGGCAACCUGGUGAACUACCGGUCCCUCCGUGCCCAGCUUGAGGAGAGCGGUUCGAUCUUCAACACCGGCUCCGACACUGAGGUCGUGCUCCACCUCAUCGCCAUAUCAAAGGCUCGGCCUUUCUUUGUUAGGAUCAUUGAGGCUUGCGAGAAGCUAAAGGGAGCUUACUCGAUGGUGUUCUUAACCGAGGAUAAGUUAGUUGCCGUUAGGGACCCUCACGGGUUUAGACCUCUUGUGAUGGGCAGGAGGAGCAAUGGGGCUUAUGUGUUUGCCUCUGAGACUUGUGCUCUUGACCUGAUUGAGGCAACAUAUGUCAGAGAUGUGAAUCCCGGAGAAGUCGUCGUAGUCGAUAAGGAGGGUGAGCAUAACCUCUGUUUGAUGCCCCACCCUGAACCGAAGCAAUGCAUCUUUGAGCAUAUUUACUUUGCCCUGCCCAAUUCUAUUGUGUUUGGUCGAUCUGUGUAUGAGUCUCGGUCCAAAUACGGGGAGAUAUUAGCCACCGAGUCUCCUGUUGAUUGUGAUGUCGUGAUUGCAGUUCCCGACUCUGGGGUUGUGGCUGCUCUCGGGUAUGCAGCUAAAAUCGGGGUCCCCUUCCAGCAAGGGCUCAUAAGGUCCCACUACGUGGGGAGGACGUUUAUCGAGCCGAGCCAGAGCAUUAGAGACUUUGGGGUGAAGCUUAAGCUUGCUCCUGUAAGAGCUGUUUUGGAGGGAAAGAGGGUGGUCGUGGUGGACGAUUCAAUCGUGAGAGGAACCACCUCAUCGAAGAUCGUGAGGAUGCUAAGAGAAGCAGGGGCUAAGGAGGUUCACAUGAGGAUUGCGAGCCCACCCAUGGUUGCUUCUUGCUAUUACGGGGUGGAUACACCAAGCUCGGAGGAGUUGAUAUCUAACAGGUUGACUGUGGAGGAGAUUAGGGAGUUCAUAGGUUCAGACUCCCUUGCCUUCCUCUCAUUCGAUAGCUUGAAGAGGUACCUGGGCAACGAGUCUCCCAACUUCUGUUACGCCUGCUUCUCCAGGGAUUAUCCCGUGAAGCCUAGCGAGGUCAAGGUGAAGAGGAUUGGUGAUUUCUUGGAUGAUGGGCUCAACGGGAGCAUAGAGUCCAUCGAUGGAGGGUGGGUUCAAACUCGAACCGAGAAGGACAAGAUAGUUGGCCAGUCGGUUUAGUCCUCUGCUAUCUGAAAAUCCAACCAAGUUUCAAUCUAUGGAACAUUAUGCAACGACAGACACAUGGUGACGAUAAUUCGAUUUCCUGCUCUUGUCUAGUUUUGCAAGAGUUAAGACAUAAGGCCUCUUAGGUUUGUCAGAUGUUAUUGAUGGUGAAAGGUUAAGACAAGCUUUUAUUGAUAUAGGACUUCUUACCUCAGAAUCUGUUUCUUUACUCACCUUCAUUUGCAGGAAUGAGAGAUUUUUUGAGCCAUGUCCUCUCCCCUGUUUUUCAUAUUCAAAACAGAGCAACUCAUGUUAUUUUCAUGCCAA